Molecule: messenger RNA, 706 nt
Organism: Austrofundulus limnaeus
Lineage: Eukaryota; Metazoa; Chordata; Actinopteri; Cyprinodontiformes; Rivulidae
Gene: fabp4a
Product: fatty acid binding protein 4a
Exons: 4
Coding region: 115-519 (134 amino acids)
Molecular function (GO): lipid binding
Source: RefSeq, a predicted model, not a curated record
AAACAGCUCCGGCCCUUUAAAAGCUSUCAGCCCGCGGCUGAAGGGAAAGAGUUUGGCUCAGAGGUUCAGAGGAACGUUUUCUGGUGAAUAUCGUCGAAACAAGUCGCUGCCAAGAUGGUUGAGAAGUUUAUCGGAACAUGGAAGAUGAUUUCCAGCGAGAACUUUGACGAAUACAUGAAAGCUCUUGGUGUGGGAUUUGCGACCCGCCAGGUGGGGAACCGAACCAAACCCAACUUCGUCCUGAGCCUGGACGAUCAGGGAACCAUUUGCAUGAAGUCUCAGAGCACCUUCAAAACCACUGAGGUCAAGUUCAAGCUAAACGAGCCUUUCGAGGAGACCACUGCCGACGACAGGAAGACCACGAGUGUGGUGACUCUGGAAAAUGGGAAGCUGGUGCAGAAACAGAGCUGGGAUGGCAAAGAAACUAGCAUUGAGAGGGACAUAUCUGAUGGCAAAUUGAUAGCGAGAUGCAUCAUGGGAGAUGUGGUUGCAGUGAGGACGUACGUGAAGGAGGCGUGACCCUGCCCUCGUUAACAGCACUGCUGGAUGAGGCUCAGUUCAAUGAGCGUGAACCCAACCUGAAGGAGCGUCUCGUUCCACUCAAACCUCUGUUACCAAAGUCAGAUUUUUGUACCUCUUCUGCAAAUCUGCUUGAUUUGUAAAUUUGAAUUAAAAAAAAAAAAAGAAAUGACUGCAUACAAAUUGA